AUGGCUGGGAAGCCCCCCUGGAAGAAGGCUGCCCACCUGGCGAGGGGAAGGGCUGGGCAGCCUCGCCUGCUGUCGAGCAGGUUGAACCACACGCAGACGUUCCUGCUGGCCAUUUGGGCACAGGAAGGGGGCCCAGCUUUCUCAGUGCAGAGUCCGGGAAUGGCCGUGUUCAAGCAACAGAAGGUCGAGGACCUGUAUGACAUCGGGGAGGAGCUCGGCAGCGGGCAAUUUGCCAUUGUGAAGAAAUGCCAGGAGAAGGCCACGGGGCUGGACUACGCAGCCAAGUUUAUCAAGAAGCGGCAGAGCCGGGCCAGCCGCCGUGGGGUGAGGCGCGAGGAAAUUGAGCGGGAGGUGAACAUCCUGCGGCAGAUUCUGCACACCAACAUCAUCCAGCUGCACGAGGUUUACGAGAACAAAACCGACGUGGUCCUCAUCCUUGAGCUAGUAUCUGGAGGAGAACUUUUUGAUUUCCUGGCCCAGAAGGAGUCGCUGAGUGAGGAAGAGGCCACACGGUUCAUUAAGCAGAUCCUGGAUGGGGUCCACUACCUGCAUACCAGGAAGAUAGCCCACUUUGACUUAAAGCCUGAAAAUAUUAUGCUGCUUGACAAGAACCUUCCCAUCCCGCACAUAAAACUGAUUGAUUUUGGUCUGGCCCAUGAAAUAGAAGAUGGAGUGGAGUUUAAAAAUAUUUUUGGGACGCCGGAAUUUGUAGCUCCAGAAAUAGUGAAUUACGAGCCACUCGGGCUGGCAGCUGAUUUGUGGAGCAUUGGAGUCAUCACUUAUAUACUGCUCAGUGGUGCUUCUCCAUUCCUUGGAGAGACCAAACAGGAGACCCUGGCUAACAUUACUGCUGUCAGCUAUGAAUUUGAUGAAGAAUUCUUCAGCCACACCAGCGACCUGGCAAAAGAUUUUAUCCGGAAACUUCUGGUGAAAGAUACACGGAAACGACUUUCAAUCCAGGAAGCGCUCAGGCAUCCCUGGAUCACGUCCAGAGAAGGCACAGAAGUCCAAGACAACACAUGGGCUGAGAACAGGCCGCUGGAGACCAAGUGGCUGAGAGAGUACACCAUCAAGAGCCACUCAAGCAUCCCUCCUAACAACACCUACGUCACCUUUGAGCGCUUUGCCCACCUGGUGGAGGAGGUCUCCGGGAUGGAGGAGAGCUUUGGCGUCCUGGUGCUGUCCCACGGUUCCCUGCAGGAGGACAUUGAAACCCUGGUUUCCAUCUACAACGAGAAGGAAGCUUGGUACAAGGAGGAGCACGAAAACGUGAAGCACCAGCUUUCCCAGCUGAAGUACGAGUAUCGCAAGAUUGGAUCCGCGAAGAAGCACCUGAAAGACGACGUCCGGGCGGUGGGGGCCAACCUCGCUGGGGUCACGGGGAGGUAUCUUGACCUGCAGGCACACUACGAGCUGCUGAGCAAGGAGCUGUCGGAAGAACUCCGGUGGAUCCAAGACUUGACGGGCAGCUUUUGGCCGGAGGGGACGGGCGAGGGCCACGCGCCGGCGGACUUUGGCUGCGUCUUCCACAAGGACAUCAAUGACUCUCUGAUGCAGCUGCUAAACAGAUCGUGCUGUGAAGAAUUCCUGGCAGCCUUAAACCUGGGCAUGACAAAAUCAAGUCAGUGAGGCUGCUGAAAAUGCAGUUUGGAUGGAAAUAUUUAGGCUGACUUGGUCAGGAACCAUCUUGACGGGAGCUUGCUCCCAUUCAGGAGGCCUGCCUGCUAAACUCACGUGUCGGUUUAUUUAUUUUUAACAAACAUUAUUUGACAGAUGCCUGUUACCGUUGUGUUUUUUGUCCCCGUGAAAAUAUGUCAGAGUGGAGAUGCCUUGGGGUUGUGGAUGUUGCCUGCCAUGGUUGCAUUCCAAUGAAUUUCUAAUAAGGCUUGCUUUGCAUUUUUUUAAAAGCCUGCCCUAUUUUUAGCCUUUGGAAGACGGCCUUAGCUUACCUCCACAACAGAAGACCUCCUCCAUACUUGGUUGCAGAUCAGCAUCCUUAAAAGCUUUUAUUUAUCACUGGGCUGCAGCAAUAAAGAGGCAUUGAUUUUCUUUUGCUUUGAAAUUCUACCCAGAAGUAUUUUUUAAUAACGAUGGAGUUAAAUGUGCAGUCCGCUGCUCUGCAAAGCACUCUCUGCAGGCAUUCUGGCUGAAGUAAGCCUGGUGAAUCCGUUCGAGAAUAAAUGGAGGAUUCUGAAUAAAUUUGCACAGAUCCACGUCUUCUCAGACAGGCUGCGUAAGGCAGGGCCUUCAGCCUGGACAUUCAUCUCACUCCAUAUAAAUAAACCAUCUCAGCCCAGUUAAGACAUUAAAUCUCUCUGGACUGUGAGAACUAGUUUCUUUUUUAUACAGAUGAUUCAGAAAUGAAAGAGGGAGGUGACACGGAAGAUGCAUUUCUGGUUUGCUGUUUUGCUGCUCUUGUUCAGAUUGCAUUCAUUCUGCCAACUCUGUAACUGAUCUCAGAGAUCAGGACCCAAUAAAUAUGUGUUUAAUGCA
This is a messenger RNA of Candoia aspera, 2493 nucleotides long. RefSeq names its product death associated protein kinase 2 (gene DAPK2). The transcript is spliced from 10 exons. Lineage: Eukaryota; Metazoa; Chordata; Lepidosauria; Squamata; Candoiidae. Gene Ontology annotation, molecular function: protein serine/threonine kinase activity; ATP binding. Gene Ontology annotation, biological process: intracellular signal transduction; positive regulation of apoptotic process; protein phosphorylation. Gene Ontology annotation, cellular component: nucleus; cytoplasm. Bases 1 to 1629 code for a protein of 542 amino acids. The record is from RefSeq and is a predicted model, not a curated record.